CUGCGCCGGGCCUGUGUGCCCGCGGGGACUGCCCACGUCAUGGCCAGACCACCCGCCCCGGGCUCGGUGAUUGUCCCCGACUGGCACGAAAGCGCCGAGGGCAAGGAGUACCUGGCCUGCAUCCUGCGCAAGAACCGCCGGCGGGUGUUUGGGCUGCUCGAGCGACCAGUGCUUCCCCCCGCUGUGGCCGUUGACACGGCCAGCUACAAGAUCUUCGUGUCCGGGAAGAGUGGUGUGGGCAAGACGGCGCUGGUGGCCAAGCUCGCCGGCCUGGAGGUGCCCGUGGUGCACCACGAGACCACUGGCAUUCAGACCACCGUGGUGUUCUGGCCGGCCAAGCUGCAGGUCAGCGGCCGCGUCGUCAUGUUCCGCUUCGAGUUCUGGGACUGCGGGGAGUCUGCGCUCAGAAAGUUCGACCACAUGCUGCCGGCCUGCGAGGAGAAGACAGACGCCUUCCUCUUUCUCUUCUCCUUCACCGACCGCGCCUCCUUCGAGGACCUCCCUGCCCAGCUGACCCGCAUAGCAGGCCAGGCUCCCGGUGUCGUCAGGAUGGUCAUUGGCUCCAAGUUUGACCAGUACAUGCACACGGACGUGCCUGAGCGUGACCUCACGGCCUUCCGGCAGGCCCAUGAGCUACCCCUCCUGCGGGUAAAGAGUGUGCCCGGGCGGCGGCUGGCAGAUGGGCGCACGCUGGAUGGGCGGGCCGGGCUGGCCGACGUUGCCCACGUGCUCAAUGGCCUGGCGGAGCAGCUGUGGCACCAGGACCAGGUGGCAGCAGGAGUGCUUCCCGACCCCACAGAGGACACCCCUGGCUGACAUGAGUGGGCACCUAUGGUCGUUACUCUUUACCCUCGGGUGACCCAGAGCAGGGGACAGUACCCAGGACCUAGGUCUGGGGCAGGAAUGUUGACUUCAUCCUGAGGACUGUCAGGGAGGAAGGUGGCCUGUGAAGACUCUUCCCCAGCAGCACUUCCCUGCAGAACUCAUGGCAUGAGGUGGGGGUCCAGGGCUUUGUGGGCAGUGGUUUGAGGGCCCUGGCCUUCUCCCUUGGUCCUGGGGGUCCAGGCUCUGGAAGCUGAAGAACUAGCAUGGUCAGGGCCCCAAGACUCAAGCAUCUCCCCAAACCUCCUGCUGUCCCUCCCCUUCUGAAGCAUAUAGGGAAGGCAACUGGGGAGUCAGGGGUCUCAGCUGGGCCCUGGACUCCAAGUGACUUCAAUCAAGGGCCCGUAUGACAGGGUGGGGCAAAAGUAGGUUUACAGUUGUUCCUAUGGAAAAUAAGGC
Molecule: messenger RNA, 1281 nt
Organism: Miniopterus natalensis
Lineage: Eukaryota; Metazoa; Chordata; Mammalia; Chiroptera; Miniopteridae
Product: ciliogenesis and planar polarity effector 2
Biological process (GO): regulation of actin cytoskeleton organization; activation of GTPase activity
Molecular function (GO): protein binding; GTPase activity; guanyl-nucleotide exchange factor activity
Source: RefSeq, a predicted model, not a curated record